Messenger RNA from Exophiala spinifera, 630 nucleotides. RefSeq names its product calmodulin. The record is from RefSeq and is a predicted model, not a curated record. Gene Ontology annotation, biological process: spindle pole body organization. Bases 1 to 630 code for a protein of 209 amino acids. Gene Ontology annotation, cellular component: central plaque of spindle pole body. The transcript is spliced from 7 exons. Lineage: Eukaryota; Fungi; Ascomycota; Eurotiomycetes; Chaetothyriales; Herpotrichiellaceae. Gene Ontology annotation, molecular function: calcium ion binding; enzyme regulator activity.
AUGACAAGUGGUUGUUUCUCCCAAGCAUUGGCUACUGCGCAGGCAACGGACAUGCCAACUCCAUACAAGGUCUUGGUGGGACGGAAAAACAAUACGCCGAGUGCCCCGAGAUCCUACGACAGUUUGGCCCUCUACCACUCUAUCGCGACAACUGAUUCUUCCUUUGCAAGACUCCCCAAUAUGGCGGAUUCUCUCACCGAAGAGCAGGUCUCUGAGUUCAAGGAGGCCUUUUCUCUGUUCGACAAAGAUGGCGAUGGACAAAUCACCACAAAAGAGCUAGGCACCGUCAUGAGGUCUCUGGGCCAGAAUCCUUCCGAGUCGGAACUACAAGACAUGAUCAACGAAGUGGAUGCAGACAACAAUGGCACCAUUGAUUUUCCAGAAUUCCUCACAAUGAUGGCUCGCAAGAUGAAGGACACCGACUCUGAGGAAGAAAUCCGAGAAGCCUUCAAGGUGUUCGAUCGCGACAACAACGGUUUCAUCUCGGCGGCUGAGCUUCGUCAUGUCAUGACCUCAAUUGGCGAAAAGCUCACAGAUGAUGAAGUCGACGAGAUGAUCCGAGAGGCUGACCAGGACGGUGACGGUCGCAUUGAUUACAACGAAUUUGUACAGCUGAUGAUGCAGAAAUGA